This is a messenger RNA of Ectocarpus sp. CCAP 1310/34, 4264 nucleotides long. NCBI's taxonomy places the organism in Eukaryota, Phaeophyceae, Ectocarpales, Ectocarpaceae. The record is from the annotation of a GenBank genome assembly.
UCUCCUCGUAGGGUCUUCCUUCGGCUUCUCGAUGUCGGGGUCCGAGUCCAGAUACUCGGCCGGGUCGGCGGGGAGCUCCGCGUUUUCGACGCCCAUCCUUCGACGGCAUAGGCAAUCGUGGAGCAACGAGGACAUCGAGUCCGCCGCAAGCAUCCGGAGUCGGAGCAGGAUGCGACGCAGCAUGCGCUCCAAGCUGGGGAGCAAAUCUUUCAACGACCUCGACGAUAGUGUGCACCUCACUAGUCCCGGGAAGCGAAUUGCGCGGUUCAGCAGCUCCGAGGGCACCACAUACGGACAUCGAACCGUUCGGAGCAGCCUGUCCUUCAGGGGGUUGCUGGGGUCGAUGGGGGGAAGCAGCAGCGUGGGCGGUGGACAGCAGUCGCCGCGACAGCAACAGCAACACCGGUCGGCCCUGUCCGGAAGGAGGGCGGUGGCGGUCCAGACCGCUGCGGCCCAUGUGACGGCGUCUCCGGGUACCGGGGUCCUCACGUCCGAGUCGUCGUGCUCCACCCAUUCCUUCGCCGUGCCGGCGGAAAAGAGGAGCAGCUCGUCGAGCGGCGGCGGAGCGGCCGCAGGCGAGAAGGACGGCAGGGGCGGCGGUCGUUCUGGAAGGCGGGGCCCGGUUGGAGGGGGGGCUUCUGCCGCUGGCGGGGUGCCGUACGAUCGCACCACGACCGUAGGUGGGGAAGGAAGGGAGGAGAAGAUAACGGUCCUGGGCUACAGCCGGCUCUUGGCGCGGUUCACCAAGGGUCCCAGUCCGAGGGGGGACCGACAGAAGCCACCCCCCCCGCCGCCAGACCGCUUCGCGGUGUCGGCGGCGGCGAGCCGAGAGGUCGGCAGCGGCACCACCAUUGCCACCGCGAGCAACCUGGGCGGCAGCAGCAGAAACAACUUCCUGAGCGGGAGCAGCGGCAGCGCCGCGAGCGGCGGCGGCGGCGGGGGAGGCGGUGGUGUCAGCGGCAGCGGUGGCAGCUGCGCGAGCAGCAGCACCAGUGGCAACAUCUCCGUGAGCCUGACCAACAAGCGGCGGGUCUUCACCUUCGCGAACAACAGCAGCAACAACAAGAACAAGGCGCCCACCACCACUACUACCUCCUGCGCGCACGCCGGGUCUCUGUCCGCGCCUCCGCCGUCGUCGGCGCCAUGUCCUGGCGCCGGCGCCGGCGAGCGCUCGGCACCCGUUAGCGCGACAGCCCCGUCCUCGGCCUACUCCUCGCCCCCGGGAGGGGCGAAACAGCGGCCCCUCCUCGUGCCUCUAGCAGCGCCGGCCACGGCUUCUCUAGCCACCGCCGAAGUGGCUGUGCGCCAGCCCUCCUCCUUCUCACCAGCGACGACGAGAGCGAGACCCGGUGCCGGCGAUACCGCCGGCGGCUUUGUCGACGGCGGCUCCGGGCCCAUCGGAGCGGCGGCGGCAGCGGCGGCGGCGGCCGCGGUAUCUUCCACGCGAAAGCCGUCCCGGUUCGUCGUUCCGUCCAUGUCCGGCUUCCCCGCGAUGAACCCCGCCCGCGGCGGGGGAGGGGGGGGGGGGGGGGUGAUGCUCCCGUCGCGGACCCCCCAGAUCGGGCCGCCGGGGGGCGCGGGGGCCGGGGGCGCGUUGUCGAGUGGCGACGGUCAGGCUGCUGCUGCUGCUGCUCCUGCCGGGGGACCCGAGGGCGGCGAGGGUGGCGGCAACGGCCUACAAGGGCGCGAGGGCGGGAACGGUCCGAGGAACGCCGCGGCGGCCGGGUUUUGGUCGAGGGCCCAGAGCAGCGGGUCCUCCGCGGGCGGCGGGUCGGCGGUGGCGGCACCGCUUUCGCUGGCGACCGCCGGGGGCGGGGCAGGCGGCGGCGGGGAGGAGGGCAAGCGGUCCCCUCAGUCGUCGUGGGGGGAGGAGUGGGAGGAGGACGGCGGCGGGGAGGGGGAGGGGGAGGAGGUUGCCGGGAUGAAGAAUCGGGUGAUGCACCUGGAGGCGGCCCUGGUGAGGUCGGAGCUAGACCUGUGCCGGGCGAGGACCGAGCUCGAGGCGAACCGGCGGGAGGCGGAGGCCCGCAGCCAGGCCAAGGAAGCUGCGACCGAUCGACGAGACCGCCACCCUGUCGUGCCUGGAGACAUCCCCGCUCUUUACCACGCCCUGGAAGGGUCAGUCGUCCUCUUACAGAUCGCCUCGGAGAAGAUGCUUUGCCUGGAGCACACCAUCGCCAAGCACCGGGAGGCGAUGCCGAGGCACCUCUACAGGGAGCUGCAGGACUGCGUUACUCAGGACGCGAUGCUGCUGUCCCCUCUCCCGCGCCGUCGCCAGCAGCACGGCCACUACCACGUCCACCACCAGCGUUAAAGGGCUCUCGCUCUUGACGACAAUAGCGGUGCUGCAGAGCUGUAGCCGCCAUGAGAAGAAGAAGCACCUGCUGCUGCUGCUGCUGCCACUGCCAAGAGCAGUGGCGCACUGCACGAGUUGCUGCUGCCUCGGCUGCUGCUGACGUUUUAGCCGAAGUUUUCGGGUCGAUGGCUUGCCGGGUUGUCGCCCCCCAACUCAAACCUCGCGAACGCGGAAAUGCGACGCAAGGCGGGGGGCGCUGUUUUUGAGGCGCCCCUUCUUGCGUCGGCAAGGAAAAGCGCACAUAUUUCAGGCAUUUUAGAGUCCGGAAGUUGUCGUCUGGAACACCGCACCGAUUGACCCAGAGGGCGGCGUUUAAGUGUACAUUUUUUGUCGUAUGGGGAAUUGUCGAUUGCAGUGGGAGUUUGUCGAUUGUAAUCAGGGUUUUGUCGAUGGUAUGGGUGGGUGGGUGGGUGGGGGGGGGGGUUGUUAGUCUUGUUGGUAGUUUUUUUUUUGGCUGUGUUGCGAGGGGGAAUGAGAGAGAGAGAGACAAUGGACGGAGGCAGAGGCAGAGACGCCGGGGAUGCGUGGGCAUGGGUGCCAGGGGCGUUUUAAAUAGCAGCUAUUUCGUGUUUCGCUCCCAAAUUUCCGAAGUUCCAAAUCCACAGAUAAUAGAACCUCGAUUUGCGGCCGAGGAAAAUAGCACCGAAAAAAAAUUGAACGUUCGAUAGUGUUGGAAUUUGGAAGCAAAACGGCUGUUUUUGAAACGGCCGUAGUAUGUAAAGAGCGGUGACCUGUUGAGCACGAUUAUUAUAUUUUACAUGGCAUUACAUCAUAUUCCCGUUUUCCCGUUUUGAUGUUUGUCGUGCUACAAAGUUUUAUGUAGAUUCUCUGUGGGGGUUCACAUUGCUUCUCUGUGUGAGAAAGAGCGAUGUCGGUGUAUUCUGUGUUACCACUCCUUCCAACCCGUGGCCACGCACCAAAUCGAAUACAAACGGCAACGUUAGGUUGAAGAUUUGCGAGGACAACAGACAUGGUUGCGGACCACGAGGAUGCGGGGGGGCGGGGGGAGGGGGGGGAGUUCAAGAAUCGAAGAACAUAUUUUUAUGACUGUGUCCUUCACCGUCGACCGCCUUCUCCUUGUGACAGUUGUCGCUCCAAAGAAAAAGGGCCGAGGUGUUGCGAAACAUGUGUAGGAGAGAAUGGUGGACAGGGUCUGGUGCGGCGUGCCGCGGGAACUCUGUGCGGGUUCAACAUACCAGGAAGUUCAUAGCCUCCGCGCCCCCGAGUCACGACGAGCCUGCUUCUUGUUCUUGUUUUGCGAGCGGGUCUGUAAUUUGAGGUAGAUUGAGGUAGAUUUGUCCCCCCCCCUUCUGUAAUGUUCGAUUUGCUCUCUCGGGCCUUAAGGCCACGACCAAAUAAGCAUGAGGGAUAUAGGCCAUGAAGGAAGGUUUGGUCCCCACUGCUUGGAGCCCAACUGCUCUUCUUGUGUGGGGGUGGGUUCGUUAGGUUUUCAGGGCCGGGAGAGGGUGUGCCAGUGAAGGACGUCAGAGCCUGAGUGGGGAUGCUCUGCAGAUGUAUAGUUGCUUUUUGUGUUGUUUUUUCAUGUUUUUUUGUGACGCCCGGUGCUCCGUCUUUCCGUGAGAACUCGGCGCGCGUGGAGGGACGGCACGGGUGAGUGCCGGUGCCGAAGCUUGGUGGUCUCAUUGUGGUGCCACUGAAGCUUUUGCCGGUGCUUGGCUGGGCGCGAUGUGACGACUUUCGUGUGUUAAAUGUGGGUGCGCCCUGGGUGUUCUCUUGUUAUUCUAGCGUCGUCCCUGUCUCUUGAUGACGGUGCCGCCGCUGUUGCGGCUUAUGCUGAAGCCGGCGGCCAAGACUACCGUAUACAAGAAAUAACAUGAUCGAUCCUUGGGAUGUUCACAGCAGAUGUUUCGAAUGCGACAUGUUUUCCUGUAAGCCCCCCCCCCCCCC